This is a messenger RNA of Spea bombifrons (plains spadefoot toad), 3645 nucleotides long. RefSeq names its product ADAM metallopeptidase with thrombospondin type 1 motif 15 (gene ADAMTS15). The transcript has 8 exons. Gene Ontology annotation, biological process: extracellular matrix organization; proteolysis. Gene Ontology annotation, molecular function: metalloendopeptidase activity; zinc ion binding. Lineage: Eukaryota; Metazoa; Chordata; Amphibia; Anura; Pelobatidae. The record is from RefSeq and is a predicted model, not a curated record. The coding region runs from base 1 to 2814 and encodes 937 amino acids.
AUGCGCACUCGGCUGGCUGUCACCGCUCUCCUUGCUCUGGAUCUGCUGCUGCUUCUAUGUCCUCGUCCGGCUUCAUCUUCGGAGGGGGUCGUGGUCACCCCCAGAAGGCUCGAUCCAGAUGUAAAUGGCAGACGCUAUUUCCGAAGGGGUCCCGGCGACGCGAAAGAUUUGGGGGUCGUUUUCCAAAUCACGGCUUUCAACGAGGAUUUUUACCUGAAUCUUAGCCCCGACUCGGAGUUUAUUGCCCCGGCUUUUUCCAUGCAUUUUCCGGGCUCCCUCCCCAAGCCGUCGGCCGGUUUGAGACACUGCUUCUACUCCGGGGAGGUCAACUCCGACCGGGACUCGUUCGUGGCGCUGAGUCUUUGUGGAGGACUCAAGGGAGCUUUUGGCUACCAAGGGGUGGAAUAUCUGCUCAGUCCUUUAAAGAACUACACGGGGCAGCAGGUGCGAGGCGGCCACCAGGGGCCGCACCUUCUGCAGCGCAGGCACGCCAGCUUCCGCUCAGAGGACGCCACCUCCAGGUGUGGCGUGAGCUCCGGUUCCAACCACGGCAUCAUGGAAGCUCUACGGAGGUACAGAGGCUCCCACCACAGCAAGAGGCACUCCAACGGCACCGGGGCACGCGGGGGCCACAGGUCCCGGCGGUUUGCCUCCGUCACCCGAUACGUGGAGACCCUGAUAGUGGCCGACGAAACCAUGCUGAAGUUCCACGGGGACGACCUUCAGCACUACCUGCUCACCUUGAUGGCGACGGCGGCUCAGUUGUACAAACACCCCAGUAUCCGGAACCCCAUUAACAUCGCCGUGGUCAAGUUCAUGCUUCUCACGGACGACGAGAAGGGGCCCAAGGUGACCACCAAUGCGGCCAUGACCCUGAGAAGCUUCUGCAGCUGGCAGAAAAAGUGGAACAAAGCGAGCGACAAGCACCCCGAGUACUGGGACACCGCCAUCCUCUUCACCAAGCAGGAUCUGUGCGGCGCCUCCACGUGUGACACGCUUGGAAUGGCGGACGUGGGUACGAUGUGUGAUCCUCGACGCAGCUGCUCGGUGAUAGAAGAUGAUGGGCUUCCUUCUGCCUUCACCACGGCGCAUGAGCUCGGUCAUGUUUUCAACAUGCCGCACGACAACGUGAAGGCCUGCGAGGAGAUAUUCGGGAAGCUGAAGGACAACCACAUGAUGUCACCAACGCUUAUACAAAUCGACCGUGCCCACCCGUGGUCUUUGUGCAGCUCCGCCAUCAUCACGGACUUCCUGGACAGCGGACACGGCGAAUGUCUUCUGGAUGAACCAGCGAAGCCGAUCUCCUUGCCCGAAGAGCUUCCCGGUGCCCGAUACCCUCUGAGCCGGCAAUGCGAGCUGGCGUUUGGCCUGGGCUCCAAGCCGUGCCCGUACAUGCAGUACUGCACCAAGCUGUGGUGCACGGGCCGAGCACGGGGGCAGUUUGUGUGCCAGACCCGCCACUUCCCAUGGGCAGAUGGCACAAGCUGCGGAGACGGAAGGUUUUGCCUGAACGGAGUUUGUGUGGAAAAACAUAACCCCAAUCGCUACAAGGUGGAUGGGAACUGGGGAAAAUGGAGCCCCUACGGCCAGUGCUCGCGGACCUGUGGUGGAGGCGUCCAACUAGCCAAACGGGAGUGCAAUGACCCGGAGCCCUCCCAUGGUGGCACGUACUGCGAAGGAGUGCGAGUGAAGUACCGGUCGUGUUCGCUGGAUGCCUGCCCUGAUACCGGGAAAAGUUUCCGCGAGGAGCAAUGUGAAGCUUUCAAUGGCUUUAACCACAGUACAAAUCGUCUAACUGCGACAGUGGGCUGGGUCCCUAAAUAUUCAGGCGUUUCUCCGAGGGAUAAGUGCAAGCUUAUCUGCCGAGCCAAUGGCACAGGGUACUUCUAUGUGCUCGCUCCGAAGGUGGUGGAUGGGACCCCGUGCUCCCCGGACUCCACGUCCGUGUGUGUCCAGGGGAAGUGCAUUAAAGCCGGCUGCGACGGGAAACUCGGCUCCAAAAAAAAGUUUGAUAAAUGCCGGGUGUGCGGAGGGGACAACAAGAGCUGCAAGAAGGUCUCCGGCCUCUUCACCAAACCCAUACAUGGUUAUAACUUCGUCGUGACGGUUCCAACUGGCGCCAGUAAUCUAGAUGUCCGACAGCGCGGCUAUAAAGGCCUGAUUAAUGAUGACAACUACCUUGCAAUAAGGAAUAGCCAAGGCCGCUAUCUGUUGAACGGGAAUUACAUUGUAUCAGCUGUGGAGCGAGAUAUUCCUGUCAAGGGGAGUCUGUUGAAAUACAGCGGUACGGGAACUGCGGUGGAAGCUCUUCAAGCUAUCAACGUCAUUCAAGAACCGCUCAUCAUAGAGGUUCUUUGUGUGGGUAAAAUGACCCCUCCAAGAUUGAGGUAUUCCUUCUAUGUACCCAGGGAAAAGAAAGUUGGACAGUCGAUAAGCAAUAGUCUUGCGGGUCUGGCUCCCCCAGCUCCAAGACCUAAGCCCCAGUCUCAAUGGACAUCUGGUAACUGGGGUCCAUGCUCAGUGAGCUGCGGAAACGGGAAACAGACCAGAUCUGUCGGGUGCCGUGACCCUUGGGAACAACCUGCAACUGACUGCCAAGCGGCUCUCCGUCCAUCAGACACGAGGACCUGUGGUGACCCGUGUCCUACAUGGGAGGCUGGAGAAUGGACUCCCUGCUCCAAAAGCUGUGGCCGAGGUUUUAAAAGACGGCAGCUGAGGUGCAGCGCAGGCGGAGGGGUAACUCUACCCCGAGAGCACUGUCACUUGAAACGAAAGCCGCAGGAACUGGACUUCUGCACCCUUCGGCCUUGCUGACUUUUGAGAACCGAGUCAAGGGACAUUCAACACUUUGGAAUUCUAGAAAUCUAGGAGAAGGUUCUAGAAGGGUUCAGGAGCCAGAUUCCAGCACUGAAGAUGCGUAUUUCAGAAAAGUGCCAAAAUUUGAAGGAAUCCAUGUACUGUGACCAAAGAAACACAUUUUUACAUCCCGAACCCAAAGGCAGAAGGAUACACGUUGGGUGAAGACCAAGCCAAUGCUUUGCACUUUUUAUCAGUGUGUUUUGUAAGAGGUGAUGUUGGUUUGUUUCUCUUUAUUUUUGAAUUCUGGGGCAUCCCACAUUAUGUAUAAUUUUCAGAGCAAUGUAUUGAAAGUCUAAAGUGUUUAGGAUUACUACUCGGGGAUCUGAGAAGAAGUCUGAUACGUUUGCGUUACCUAGCCCAGGGAGCUGUUCUACUUUUCUUAUUGGUUCCAGGCACAUUGGAUCUACUAGAUUAUCUCAGGAAUACGUUGGUGAUCCGGUCUUAUAUUUAUACAUUAGUCAUGUGUAAACAUGCUGCUCUUUAUCCACCAAGUCCCAGCUGUCGUUGAAAACCCUCUUACCCCAUAGAGGGGGAAAAAGAUGCAGAUUUGGUGCAUAAACAGAGACAUGGACCCAAAGAUUAAGAUAGAUGUAUGAUAUCAGAGGGGGGGGGCAAUGUACAGAUACAAAGUAUCACAGUCUAUAAAAGGAGUCUAUAAGUCACAAGAAACACGUUUACACUUCCAUAGGGUUGUCCAUAGGUAACUGCCAGGGUAAAUCUCUCUGGCUGAGGAACUAGAGCAGUAAUCUCAAAAGCAGCCGUACCAGAUGAGGGCAUCUCAUCCAU